AAGGCCUGACAAUGGCACCGAAUGAGCACUGCCUUCAAACCUCCUUCCUGUAAAUGAUAGGACCAAACAAGGCGGUGUGAUGAACAUGCCACUGCAUCAAAUCUCUGUCAUUCCGGCUCAGGAUGUUACCUCUUCCAGAAUCUCCAGGAGCAAGACCAAAGAAAAAGAGGAACAGAAUGAGAAGGCUUUGGGGCAUUCCGUGAGCCGCUCUAGUAACAUCUCAAAGGCUGGAAGUCCAACCUCUAUCUCUGCCCCUCAUAGCUUCUCUCGGACUUCUGUGACACCAUCCAACCAGGACAUCUGCAGUUCCAGUGCAGUGUUUUCUGAGUGUUGUCAUCACAGUCCAGUGCAGUCUGCUGUUGUCUUGAAAAGUCCUCACUGCCAGAGCCCUCUGACACAAGGGGUCACUGUGACAGUAAUCUGUCAGGACACGUUACAUGCAGCAAAGAGAAACUCCCGUGGGCAGGAUCGGGGCCAGGCGCUCAGGUCUGCUAAGAAUGUAAAGCCCACCCACACUCUGAAAUUCUCCAAGUCCCUCAAUGACGUGGACCAGAAGGCGCAGAGCACCAGUGAGUGCUUUGACUAUGUGGAGCGAACAUGCUCAGAAGGCAAAUUGACCCCGACUCAAGAGCAGUGUUUAAGGAUUAACAAAUUCCAUCUUAAAGAGAGGAAACCGCUGAAUCUCAGGCCUCUUUCUUUUAGCAAUUCUAAGCACUCCUACAUCCCUUCCCUUUCCAACUACUCGAGUGCAUCAGGAGGAGCAGAGAACCACAGCGCUGUACAUAUCCCCUUGCUGGAGGACAAAGUGGACCAUGACAACUCAAGGAGCAAAAAACUGUUGCGUUACCUCUUUUCCUUCUCCCACACCUCCAGCACCAGCAGCCUGCAUAAGUUCCACGAACUGGAGAGCUAUUCCAGUUACUUCCAAGCUGAGAAAUCCUCCAGCGUGCUGGUGGAAAGCACAGACUUCUGCUCUGAUGAUAUGGGAGACGAUGACGUCUUUGAGGACAGCACCUCGGUGAAAUUGAAAACAAAAGAGCAGCGGGCGCCGCUCUGUUCAGUUGAGAAGGACAGUGACCUUGACUGCCCUUCCCCCCUGUCAGAAAAAUUCCCCCCUCUCUCCCCUGUGUCCACAUCGGGGGAUACCUGCAGGAUAUGUCACUGUGAAGGAGAUGAUGAGAGCCCUUUGAUUACCCCCUGUCACUGCACGGGAAGUCUUCAUUUUGUGCACCAAGCCUGCCUGCAGCAAUGGAUCAAGAGCUCAGAUACACGAUGCUGUGAACUGUGCAAGUAUGAGUUCAUCAUGGAGACAAAACUGAAGCCUUUGCGAAAGUGGGAGAAGCUACAGAUGACGUCCAGCGAGAGGAGGAAGAUCAUGUGCUCUGUAACAUUCCAUAUCAUUGCCAUCACCUGCGUUGUGUGGUCUCUCUAUGUCCUGAUCGACAGGACCGCUGAAGAGAUUAAACAGGGACAGACUACUGGGAUUCUAGAGUGGCCAUUUUGGACUAAGCUGGUGGUUGUGGCUAUUGGUUUCACUGGAGGACUUCUGUUCAUGUAUGUGCAAUGCAAAGUGUACAUACAGCUGUGGAAGAGACUUAAAGCUUAUAACCGAGUAAUAUAUGUACAAAACUGUCCGGAAACUAGCAAAAAGAAUAUUUUUGAAAAACCUGCACUAAUGGAGCCAAACUUCGAAAGUAAAGAAAUGCUUGGAGUUCACCAUUCAGACACAAACUCUUCACAUUACACAGAGCCAGAAGACUGUGCUGCAGAAAUCCUUCACGUCUGAUUGCUGGGUGGGAGGGGUGUUUCUGUAUGUCCUUGAAGAUCUAAAAUAUCAUUGUUUACUGCAAACUACUCUACCUUUUUAAAAUCGGCUAACAGCUGAGGGCUGGCGGAUGAAUUUUUUUACAUUUGUUUUUUGUUGGAAUUUUUUUAAAUCCCUUUGGCAUAUCUGUCAAUGUCAUCACGGUUGCAUACCUCUCAACGUUUUGUCUCUCAUAGUAGCUGAUCAAAGGGCCACAGGAUACUGGGUAGAAUGGGCCUUGGGUUUGGUAUCAAGAAAUCCGCUAGUGAACCGUCAUCAACUUCAUGGAGUCUGUUACUUUAGAAGAUGACUCUAAAUGAUUCUGGAAUAUGUGUAGAGUGCGGUUUGUUUGUUCUUUAAGCGUGAUGAAGGAGGUUGUCCCAGACAUUGAGGGAAAUGAGAGAGCUAGAGUCUAAUCCACCGCUGACACUGCCACUAACAUUUUGUCUUAGGCAGCAGGUGUAAAAUUUUGCUUUACAUAUUGUGAUGAGAAUUACAAAGCAUAUAGCACUUUUAAAAAUCUUUAUUUUGUAAUAUGUAUGUCAAAUGAGAAUGAAACUUGAAAGAAUGUGUCAUUUUUGAAACAUUUCUUCAUUCUUUACCCCAUCUGUUCUUCUGGAACAUAAACCUCCUUGCCUUAUUAUUAAAAAAAAAAAAAAAAAAAAGAAAAAAAAAUUCCAACCUGUGAUUUGCAACACAUGCCCACAUUAUCUUACUAAACAUAACACUAAAAAACUCUGCCUCUUUGGGUUUCCUUUGAGGAGCAAUUUUUUUCAAAGGAUAUUGCACUUGUGACUUGUGUAUGGGGAGUAGUGGAUGUGUACAGUGUUCGUUUUCAGUGCUUAAUGGUUUCAGUGCUCUGUUUUGGGGAUUGGUUUUGUUUAUUUUUUUCAAUAGGUCAGACCAUCAACACACCUGCACAUAUAUACCUGAUGUAACUUUCAUUCCAAACCAUUGGCAAAGGGUUUGUUGCUAUACUGGUAAAAAUGUGAGCUGUUAUGGAAAAAAAGAUACUUAGUCAAUACAGCUGAAAUUGGUUUUCCUUCUUUAGUGCUGUGUCAUGUGUGAAUUACCCAAGAAUUUGACAUUGUCAGAGGAGCUGCUGAGAUCAAAGUCUAGGAAGUAAAUAUUGCAUUAAGUGGAUGAGUUUAAAAAUACCUGCCUGGUUUUAGUCCUGAUGUGAUGCAUUACGUGGUCAGAGCAUAGUUUUGUCUGUGCUUUUGAAUUUGGGACUGAUUUUUAAUCAGUCAGCCUUAAUGAAAAGAGAGGGGCAGCUCUAAAAUCUGUUUGCAGGGCUUUAGACGGAGUUGCCCAAAGCCUGGGGUGUUUGCUGUUAAUUCACUUGACCAAUCUGCUUCGCUGAACCACUGUCCAGCUUCAAGCCCUCAUUUAACCAAAGUCUCAGUGUGACUGGAGCAGAAACAAAGCCUCACAAAAAGUCAGCACACGAGGCCUCUGCAUUUGAAAGCUGACUUUCCCUACCUGAGCCCUAUCUAAAUCUCUGUAAAGUCAAUGAUAAUCUUCUGGUAGGUCUUAGUAGGAGUUGUCUGGACUUCACAGUUAGGUAAAAGCUUCUGUUUACUUGUUGACAUACUGA
Aptenodytes forsteri (emperor penguin) is the source of this 3401-nucleotide messenger RNA. RefSeq names its product membrane associated ring-CH-type finger 8 (gene MARCHF8). NCBI's taxonomy places the organism in Eukaryota, Metazoa, Chordata, Aves, Sphenisciformes, Spheniscidae. The record is from RefSeq and is a predicted model, not a curated record. Gene Ontology annotation, molecular function: zinc ion binding; ubiquitin protein ligase activity; MHC protein binding. The transcript is spliced from 7 exons. Gene Ontology annotation, biological process: antigen processing and presentation of peptide antigen via MHC class II; immune response; protein polyubiquitination. Bases 80 to 1786 code for a protein of 568 amino acids. Gene Ontology annotation, cellular component: lysosome; early endosome membrane; late endosome membrane.